AGGCUCACAAGACAAAAGCCGGAAGCAAGCAGCAGAAGUAGAGCCCUUUGGAAGAUACAAAGCCCCCCUCUCUCUCUAAAAAUCUCCGAAUCAUUUCUUCUUCCGAAGAUUUCUCGCCAUUUCUGAGCUUCUGUUUACUUCCGGUCAUCGGAAAGCGAAGACGGAGACGAAUCCGGAGGUGCCCUAAAACCUUUGGGGGUUUAGGGUUUCGGAUUUGUAGUUGCCUCUCUGUGUGUGGAUCUGCGGCCAAUCAGAGUGUUGAAGGACAUAACCGCGAGUUGGGCUUUACAGAGUUCGCCGUCGCUGCAUGUUUUUCUGUUGAGAAGGGAGGCAAUGGCGAGUUCUUAUCCGGGAGCUGUUAGUGCUGUUCAGGUGGGUUCGUACUUUGUGACCCAGUACUAUCAGAUUCUUCAAAAGCAACCCGAUGUUGUUCAUCAGUUCUACUCUGAUGGAAGCUCCAUGAUUCGUGUCGAUGGUGAUGCAACGGAAUCUGCUGCCGGUAUACUGCAAAUUCAUUCACUCUUAGUAUCUCUAGGUGUUACCUCAAUUGAGAUCCAGACAAUCAAUUCCAGUGAUUCUUGGGAUGGAGGUAUUCUUGUGAUGGUUAAAGGUUUUGUUAAAACAAGGGAAUCAAGUGGAAAGAGGAAAUUUGUCCAGACUUUCUUUCUGGCUCCCCAGGACAAAGGUUACUUUGUUCUCAAUGAUAUGCUUCAGUUCAUUGAGGAUGAAGUUGUUUUCCAACAUCCUGAACCCAUACAGUCAGAAAGCAGAUUUGAUAUGCAACUUAGCGCUUCUAGCCCCCUUCCGGAACCACCAGUUUCUGACUAUGUUUAUGAGGAAGAGCCCAGGGAGUACGUGAACUCCGUUGAUGUAGAAGAUGAUCCAGUUGAUAAGUAUAGUCUCCCAGAGCAACAGGUGCAGCAAGAUUUUGAGACUGAAGUUGUGGUGGAGGAAACUCCUGCAGAGGAGACAUAUUCUUCGUUUCAAAGUGCGGUAAACAAUGUGCAAGACGAACCUGCUGCUGCUGUGGAGGAACCGGUGGGAGAGCCUCAAAAGAAAACUUAUGCUUCUAUAUUGAGGGUUGCUAAAGAACGGUCUGCACCAGUAGCAGCUCCACAACCUUAUAAUAGAAGUGCUCAAACUUCAUCAGAGUGGAAUUACACACCUCAGCCUGCUGUUGAACAAUCCAACUCUGCUCAGUCAUUUGUGCCCGAGUCUGGGGCAGAAGCAACAGAGGAAGGUUAUGCACUGGAGGAAGAAGGUGAACUUCUGAAAUCUGUCUAUGUAAGAAAUUUGCCACCUACGGUUUCUGAAGAUGAGAUCGAGGAGGAGUUUAAAAACUUUGGUCAAAUUAGACCUGAUGGGGUCUUUGUUAGGGCUCGCAAGGAAAUUGGAGUCUGCUACGCUUUUGUUGAAUAUGAAGACAUUGCUAGCGUUCACAAUGCACUCAAGGCAUCUCCAAUUCAUUUAGCUGGAAGGCAAGUUUACAUUGAGGAGCGGAGACCAAACAGUGCUGGAGUGGCAGCUCGAGGAAGGGAUGUACCGGGGAUGUUGGGUGGAGUCCUGGAGAUGCCCCUCAUGGUUGUGUUUGUCCUCACUCCUCAUGUUGCCAGCUGCUGCAAGGAAGUGGUGUUGCCAUCAUAUAUUGUGGAAAUCUUUGAUGUGGCAAAGUUAAAUGCUGUCAGACCAUGCCUGCAUUCUUUGAAUACUGUUAUCUGUUGGAAAAACUUGACUGUUAGGGGAUGUACCGGGGAUGUUGGGUGGAGUCCUGGAGAUGCCCCUCAUGGUUGUGUUUGUCCUCACUCCUCAUGUUGCCAGCUACUGCAAGGAAGUGGUGUUGCCUUCAUAUAUUGUGGAAAUUUUUUGUGUUAGGGAUAGAUAACAUGCUUUUUCUCAAUCAGUCUCGGAAUCAAUUUUGCAUUACUCGUAUAAUCUAUCAGUAUGAUGUGCAUGUCAAGGUUUUUCGUGGAAUCACAUCAUUUCUGUUCAUGAGCUUAGUGAGUCUAUUGGCAUUGCCAGCAUUUAGAAUGUGAUCUACCAAAUUAUUAAGCAUCUGUUUUCAUUAGAGUUAACUGGUUAAUUUGCUCAACUUUUGGUCUCAUUAUGUG
Molecule: messenger RNA, 2108 nt
Organism: Malus domestica (apple)
Lineage: Eukaryota; Viridiplantae; Streptophyta; Magnoliopsida; Rosales; Rosaceae
Product: nuclear transport factor 2
Cellular component (GO): ribonucleoprotein complex; cytosol
Molecular function (GO): mRNA binding
Source: RefSeq, a predicted model, not a curated record